AUGGUUCUUAAAUCCACUUCUGCUGCUGGUGUAUCUGUCUACCAGGUAUCGGGUACCAACCUGUCAAGAGCCUUGCCCGACUGGAUGGCGCGAAAAAGAAAGAGAGCCUUAAAAGAUGACGUUGAGUACCAGAAUAGAAUCGAGCUCAUUCAAGAUUUUGAGUUCAGCGAGGCCUCUAACAGGAUAAAGGUCACUCCUGACGGGCAAUAUGCCAUGGCUACAGGUACCUAUAAGCCCCAGAUCCAUGUGUAUGAUUUUGCCAAUUUGUCAUUGAAAUUUGACCGUCACACAGACAGCGAAAAUGUAGACUUUGUGGUGGUUUCAGACGACUGGACCAAAUCUGUUCAUCUUCAAAACGACCGUUCAAUUGAAUUCCACACAAAGGGAGGCAUACAUUAUCGUUCGAGAAUACCGAAGUUUGGCCGGUCAGUAGCGUACAAUCCUGUGAAUUGCGAUUUGCUUGUGGGUGCUUCUGGAAAUGAAAUUUAUCGCCUUAAUCUCGACCAGGGCCGAUUUUUGAACCCGUACGUUCUCGAGACAAAUGAGGGUGUCAAUGCUGUAUCGAUAAAUCCAGUCCAUGGACUUGUGGCAGCAGGAUUAGAGGAUGGCACAGUUGAGUUCUGGGAUCCUCGAAGCAGACAGCGGGCAGGAAAACUAUUUGUGUCGGACCAUCUUGAAGAGAAAACGCAAAUUUCUGCUCUAGCAUACCGUAACGAUGGCCUUAACUUUUCAUGUGGUACAUCUAGCGGCAAGUCUUUAAUUUACGACUUGAGAACUUCACUUCCUUCGCUCGUGAAAGACCAGGGAUAUGGAUACGAUAUCAAGAAGAUUAUAUGGUUGGAUGACAACAGCUCCAAUAGUAACAAAAUUUUAACCAGUGACAAAAGAAUUGCCAAAAUAUGGGACCGAUUGGAUGGAAAGCCCUAUGCAUCUAUGGAGCCCAAUGUGGAUAUUAAUGAUAUCGAAUACAUACCGGGUUCUGGUAUGUUCUUCAUGGCUAACGAGGGCAUUCCUAUGCAUACCUACUAUAUUCCCAACUUGGGACCAGCGCCUAGGUGGUGCUCAUUCUUGGAUAAUGUGACAGAAGAGUUGGAAGAAAAACCAUCAGACACCGUCUAUUCGAACUACAGGUUCAUCACCAGAGACGAAGUUGCCAAGUUGAACUUGUCACAUUUGGUUGGAUCGAAGGUGUUGCGCUCGUAUAUGCAUGGUUUUUUCAUUGACACCGAGUUGUACGACAAGGUCAAUUUGAUCGCCAAUCCCAACUCAUUCCGGGAUGAACGUGAGAGAGAAAUCCGCAAGAGAAUCGAAAAGGAGCGUGAGUCCAGAAUACGGAGUACUGGUGCCGUCACCAAUACCAAGCUCAAGGUCAACAAAGAUUUGGCUGGAAGGUUGCAAGAAAGACAAGGAGAUCAAGCUGCCGAGUCAGUCAUCAACGACGACAGAUUCAAGGAGUUGUUUGAGAAUCCAGAGUUUGCUGUGGAUGAACAAUCGCAUGAGUACAAGCAGCUUAACCCUGUCCGUUCCACCACGCAGAAUGGUGCUGAUCGUUCUCGUGGCUUGACAGCAGCCGAGGAGUCUGACGAAGAAAGAAUGAGAAAUGGUGAACUGGAAGAACUGGAAGACGAAUCUGAAGAAUCUGAUGAAUCUGAUGAAAAUGAACAAGAAUCUGAAAAACAGGCAAAGGUGCAAAAAGAGAUGGAACGACUCAGGCAGCGUAGAAAAGCCAAGGAAGAGGCCGAUCGGUUCAUGAACAAAAUGAGUGCAGUGGCACAGCAGUCUCAAUCCAACAACGAAUCCUUUGAAACCCAGGUCAAAAAAGCUGCACCAAGAAACAAAAAUGAUGAUAGCCGUAUAAGACGGCAUGCUCGUGGAGAAGCCGAAUUGACUUUCGUUCCACGCAAAAAAACCACUCAAAAAGUCAAAGUGCAAGACGACCGGCCGGAAAGUGAAAAGGGAAGGACAAAACAACGGUUUGAUGGAAGAAGAAGGGCGUCCAAGAAUGCAUUCAGAGGCAUGUAA
This is a messenger RNA of Meyerozyma guilliermondii ATCC 6260, 2022 nucleotides long. RefSeq names its product ribosome biosynthesis protein (gene ENP2). Bases 1 to 2022 code for a protein of 673 amino acids. The record is from RefSeq and is a predicted model, not a curated record. NCBI's taxonomy places the organism in Eukaryota, Fungi, Ascomycota, Pichiomycetes, Serinales, Debaryomycetaceae. Gene Ontology annotation, biological process: maturation of SSU-rRNA from tricistronic rRNA transcript (SSU-rRNA, 5.8S rRNA, LSU-rRNA). Gene Ontology annotation, molecular function: protein binding. The transcript has a single exon. Gene Ontology annotation, cellular component: nucleus; nucleolus; small-subunit processome.